This is a messenger RNA of Orussus abietinus, 5439 nucleotides long. RefSeq names its product TBC1 domain family member 31. The record is from RefSeq and is a predicted model, not a curated record. Gene Ontology annotation, molecular function: protein binding. Gene Ontology annotation, cellular component: centrosome. The coding region runs from base 2918 to 5308 and encodes 796 amino acids. NCBI's taxonomy places the organism in Eukaryota, Metazoa, Arthropoda, Insecta, Hymenoptera, Orussidae. The transcript has 4 exons.
CUUAGGGUCUCCAUAUUCACGAUUUAAAAUAUGAAACGAUUUGAGACACCCAGUUCGUAGGAAAGUUUUAUGAACAAUUGAGCUUUCGGAUGCCUUGAAAAGGAAGCAGGGACUCUAAGAACUCUCCUGGCUUGAGGAAUAGGAUGCCAUUUUGAGCUCGGAUUAAGUGAACCCAGUAUUUAUUGUAAAUUUUUGGUACUCGAAUGAAGAUAAUCAAAAAUCGGGGUGACAAGGUCGACGCGAAACAUGGUGGGGUAGAAGGCUCGAGCAAUCGGGGGAUUUUCGGAUAUCGAAGACGCAGGCGAAAGAUCAAAGAUAAUCCGAGCCUGAUGCCCGGUUUCACCAACCUCGGUUAAAUCCUUGAUUACCUAACCGUAUGGUUAAAGUUAACGUCUAAAUUAAUCAGGGAUUAAAAGCUUAAAUGUUCCACCCAUGGAGUAGUAUAAGGAGAUCUAACGACAUUUAUUGAAAUCGUCCCCACUGUAGGGGUUCAAGGUGUUCAGUUUUUCUUUUUUUUUUUUUUUUGUUUAUCCAAGGCCGAAAGCGCCACCUCGAUGAAAUUUUGCAAUUAAAAGUUAUCGUCUGUUAGUCUUUAUCACGUUAAAAUCAUUACAGUCUGUAUAUCAUAUUGAUUAUUAGUAUCUUAUCUAAUUAUCAUAUAGAUUAUCGUUUUGCUUAGCGUAUCUUAAUUGCAAGAUUAAAAGCAUUUUAGGUAAAUUACGGCGAUAGGACAUCUUGUGGUCGUGUAGUUCCCUCGUUUUCCGCAAGUGGUGCUCGCAUCGUUGAUCAGAAAACAUCUGAAAUCAUGGGUCCCGAUUCUAAGGCUACUUUCUGUGGAACCGAAAGGCGUUAUAUCUUCUUUUACUACUUCAUAGUUCCACCACAUUUAUUUAGGGAGUGAUUAACUAAUCGUAUACACCAUUCUAAGUAAAUUGAAUUGUCAGUAAUUGGCUGAUUAUCCGGUCGACUAGAAAGCAAGAUAGAUGUGUCCUUGUCGCGAGAAGAAAUCCUCCUAGCUUCCUGCAAGAAGUUAUUUAACAUGUGCUAGCCUCAAGGAAUAAAGUUCCUUGGGUUAAGAAUUAACAUGAAAUAUUUCCAAGCGUACUUCGAUCACUAAGAAAUUGUAAAUAAGAUUAAGAAAUGGUUUUCAUCCGUUUCCCCACAAGAUGUUAAUACAUAAUCAAGAUAAUGCAUGUUUUCCUCGCGUUUGUUCAGCUUUUAGAUUGAAGUUUGAUUAACUUAAGCUAAACGAUCUAAUUUCACUGGUUGAUCUAAACGGCGGUUAAUAGGAAUUAACCUGCCGUUAAAAUGUGGUGGAACGUGAGAAAUUGUAAAUAAGAUUAAGAGAUCGGUUUUAUCCGUUUCGUCAGGCGAUGUUAAUACAUGAUAUCAAGAUAAUCCAUGUUUUCCUAAUAUUUGUGCAGCUUUUAUAUUGAUGUUCGAUUAACUGAAGCUAAAUGUGGUGGGACGUCCAACUCGUAACCGUGGAUUAGAUUUUUAACCGAGGUUAGUGGAACCGAGCAUGAGAGAGCUUCGGAAGCUUUCAGAUAAAAGUUAACGUAGGAACGAAGAAGUGGUUGUGUUUAAGGAGGGGACGUAUUUCUUCGCCCGGUGUCGAUGAACCAAAGGAGAGAAUAUAGGAGGAGGUGGAAAAUAAGGAGAGAAAUCGAGGAAUCCUCCGGUAAUCCCAAAGCCGACGAGGAGGUCGCGGGUCUCCUUGGUUGAGAGCCUUUCGAGGAGGCAGUCUUACGAUAUAUUUCCAGUGUACGAUAUUUUUUUAUUUCCGCAUCUCCGUGACGAGGCAACGAUGGGGUAAAUAUAUACCGUGUAUAUACAUAUAUGGAUAUAAAGGAUGUCGGACAUUAUGGAGUUCAAUGUUUCAUAGACGGAUAAAAAGUAGGGAUUAAUGAGGAGAGGUCGCUCUUCCGCUGGAAUAUGGAAGGAGAUAAAUGCGAAUAACAGAGAAAUUUAACGAAAGAAGGGAAAAGAAUGAUGGCUAGUGCAGGAGAUGGAGUGCCAAGAGGCUCGAAACGUAACGCUAAUUUAUAAAAUGUGGUUCCACCGUUGCAAUAAGCUUUAUAAAGGUCCGCGGAACUAAACGUUUAUUGUUGAGAGGAUUAAAAGAUAACUUGGGAAAUUAGAGAUUAACUUGCGGAAUUAGAAAUAAACUUUGAGAGGCGCAUCGAUUGUUCGCGCGAUCCGUUGCCGGUUGGUCACGGUGUGUAAAGAGCAUAGUCAUCAGGCUGUCCUAGUUAAUACCUCUUGUAAUUUUCCUAAGCGCAUUGUUCUGUAUAUAAAUAACGAAUAAAAGACGUCAAUACGAAGUUCCUGGUUGCCUGAGACGUGCUCGGUUGGAAUCAAUUGCAUUUUGCUACCCAGGAGUGAAAUAGGAGAUAUUUCAUAGACGUCGGUAAAAAUGAUUCUUCUAAAUACCUACGUUGCCGACGUUGGUAUUUAUCUUGACAGCCGUGUCUAAUUAUAUUGAUUGAUCUAUUAGAGGGGCGUUUCACUUCUCCUUGACGUAGAGCUUUAUAACUGGCGAGCGUUCCAGCUUAUUGUGUAUUCCAGCCGCUGACAAUUCCUUAAUUGUAUACUCUUGUAAAAUGUGCAGCAAUGAUUUAACCGAGGUUUCGUUGUGUUGUGUAAUUUCUUCGAAUUUGAAUUACCCGCUGCUGCUAAGUAGGCAUUUCCUCUAGAGCUGAGCUCUGAUUGGUCGUUGUAAGUUGCCGGCGAGUUUCGAUUGUUGCCGCCAUUUUUAAGCGUCCCUGGCAACCGGCUGUCAGUGGAGAUAGGGAUAACCUCAAAACGAAUUGAAAAUCAGGUAUCUCAUUGUAUGUUCCUGCAGAAUGUGUCCCAGUGAUUUAAGGGCGCGAUCGAACAAUUUCUUCAGAAAUUUGUACAGAUAGCAUAUCUCAAUAUGAACGGAGAUAAAUGGCGGAGUAUUGAGAAAUUAGGUAAUGAUACUUUUAGGGUUAGAGCAAGCGGCGGAGUGCCUUUUCAGAGUGAGACAAGUUUCAUGCAAUUGGCGUUUGAUUAUGAGGAUGAGACUUUGUUAGCUGUAGAUUUGAAAGGUAACCUGUAUUGUGUCGAGAUAAAUCAUGAUCCUCCUCGCUACAAAAUACUGGGACUGGUGGGGCCAGCGACGUUCAUAGAGUUCUCGCCAAAGGACAAGAGCGAAGUACUUAUCGGACUCAGUAAUUCUGACAUCAAGGUCACAAAAUUAAAACAUGUGGAGGAACGUUGCUGCAUCCUUUCGGGCCACCAAGUCCCUCCAUCGAAUGCUUCCUUUUAUGAAUCGUAUUGUCUGACGUCGUCGAACCAUGACGCAAUAAUAUGGCAUCUUCCUUCCUGCUGCAAGGCGCAUCAACUUCGCUUGAAUUCAAAGACAUCGGCAGUUCUAAAGACAGGAUUCUCAAAUCUUGGACAUGUGGUAGCACUAUAUCGCAACGAUGUCAUUCAAGCAUGGAACUUUCCUCGACUGGAUGUAGAUUCAAAGAUUCACAUUAGGCCGAUGGGUCUGCGCAAUAUCAAAGAUUUUGCCUUCACUAGAGAUGGAAGAGCAUUGGCUUUGGGAGGAUUUCAGAGCAAAGUACUAAUACUUAGCACCCAUGAUUGGACUCUCAUAAAACGAUUCGAGCUACCAAACAAUUUUGUGGGAAUAAAACGACUGGUUCCAGUUUCGACACCCCUUGAUGGUGGUGCAAACAAAAUAAUCGCAGUUCUGUCUUCAAAUUGUGCCUUACAUAUGUUGAAUCUCGCAAUGUGUUCUCUCGAUCCUAAUCCAAGAACACCAGUCGAAGGCGUCUUAAAGUUCAAAGUCUCUCAGAGUGGCCGAUAUCUGGGUUAUGUUAAUAACAAUGGCUGCCUAAUAAUCAUGAGCCUCGAAGGAAUAUUAUUAGAGGAAUCUGCAGCCGUUGAAAAGAUUAAAGUCUCUAGCAAACCUAGACUGGACACCCAUAGCGCAAAGGACCACCUUCGCUGUGUGCAUCGCGAGAUGAAGGAGGAGCUGAAGCUUACAAGAUUGCUUCCGAUUCUGCAAGAAUUUGGAGAGUAUCCGAGUAAACAUCGAGCACUGAUAUGGACCACUAUUUUGGCUCUACCAGAAAAUAGAAGUGCCUUUGCAAAAUUGGCAAACGAACCUUCAUUGCAAAGCUCUUCUUCGGAACUCUUGAAGGACUAUCCUUUGGCAGAUCGGACUAAAGCCAGCCUACUGACUACGACUGUCGAGUGCUUGGUCAAUUGGUGCCCUCGUCUUUCACAGACUGUAUAUUUGCCUAAGCUUGUUUUUCCAUUCCUCGUAGUCUUUCAGAAAAAUCCAUUAUUGGCUUUUGAAGCUGUUCUGACUAUUCUGAUGAACUACUGUCAGAAGUGGUUUGAGUAUCAUCCACUUCCGCCGUUGAACAUCCUUGGGAUUUUGGAAAAUGUACUCCUCGAAGCGGACCCCAAAUUGUUGAAUGUCUUCUGUGAACGUAAAGUGACUUCUACGGAAUAUGCAUGGCCACUUUUACAGUCCAUGUUCAGUGAAGUUCUCAAUGGAGAUGAUUGGCUUGUUCUGUGGGAUCAUCUGCUUUCGUACCAGAAACCUUCACUAUUUUUAAUGUGCGCCGUAGCCUACAAUAUUUGCGCAAGGGAAACAAUUAUUCAUCAUUUGCACUCUGCAGAGGACCUGAAAAAAUUCUACUCUAGUUAUGGUCAUGUCAGGGUUAAGAAUCUUUUACAAGUGGCCAAGCGAUUGGAUCGAGAUACAUCAUUCAGAAUUCAUCCUGAUCGAUACCUUGAGAAGAAGUUCUGUUCGUUACCAUCUAAGGGUCCGUAUCCACCAUUUUUGAUACAACAGUAUCCAAAACUUAUGGCGGAGGAAUAUCAUUUGGAAAGUCUCGAGAAACUCAAGGAAGAAGAGAAGCAUCUACGAGAAGAAAAACGUGCUGCUGCGAAGCUUGCAGAAGAGAAAAGGUUACGAGCAGAGGCUGACAAAUUUCUAAAAGAAGUCCAUCAAACCAGAUUGGACGCUGUUCGCAGGAGUUACUCACAAAUGAUAAGAGAUAAGGAACGUUCAUUGGAAGAGAUUAGAACUGGAAUAAGAAAAUACUCCGAAGGAGAAUUUGAAGGAGAAGACGAGGAGAGCCCAACAUCUUCUGGAGUCGAAAGUGGUACGGAAGAAAUUAGAGGUGAAAGUCGAUCUACAAAUAGAGAAAGAUCUGCUACAAAUUAUGAAAAACUGAGAAACGAAGUCAAUCAGCUAGAAAGCGAAGUACAACAUUUACUUCAUGGUACAGGACCUCGCCCAUCCAGGAUAUUUCAAACUUGAAGAUCCUUUAGCUCGAAACAAUAUAAUUAUUAUAUAAACAUUGCAAUGUUUAAGUCAGAUUAAUGUAACAAGACUGAUGAACAAGAAUUAAGUAACUGUUAGUACAAAAAUAAUAAAUUGGUCAAGGAUAA